AUGGAGACUAAAAAAAAUUGUACAAUUAUUUCGUUGUAUAGUGAUAAUAAGAAUCAAAAAGGAACAUUACGCUAUAUUUCUUUUAAACUCAUUUGCUUAAGUUUAUAUGUAAUUGGAUUUUACUAUGUUUUUCUAAAUACAUCGUUAGAAAACAAGGGCUUACAAAUUGUUAAUAUUAGCAAUGUAUAUGAACGCAAUUUAAGUGAAGCAAAAAAAAAAAGUAACGGUUCACAAAGGAAAAGAAACUUAAAACUUAAAAAUGAAGAUGUAAAUAAAACAAAAUCUAAUGGAAAUAUUAAAAGUAAUGAAGAAAAAGUAGAGGAAAAUGAUGAAUGUACUAACAAUGAUAUGAAGAAUAAUAACGUGGAAAAUAAAAGUAAUAGUUCUAUGAAUAAUAUAAAUUAUAAUGAUUUGUCAAAAAAUUUAACAGAAAAGGAAUUAUUCGAUGUAUUAAAUUCAUUAAAAGAAUGCCCACCCAAAGAAGAUCUUAGAAAUAUAUGGACUCAUACAUGUGGUAUUGCAAAAGAAGGUUUGGAUAAUAUAUUCCAACUGUUAAAGGCAUCAAUACAGAAGUAUUUAGAUAAUGAUUUUAUAACUAGUAUUGCUAUGUCAGAACCUAGUGUGUUUGUAUAUAAACAUAGAUUGGAAGAACAUAUUUUAAGUAUAAUGGAAGCAGUAACAAAUGAAGAGUUAGAAUACACUAAAAAUUUUUAUACGUUAAUUAAUAAUAAACAUACACUUGAUGAUAUAUUAAAAUUUCUGUAUUCCUUCUUAGAACACUUCAAAACAUUAAAAAAACAGUUAUAUGAACAACACCAAAAGGAACUAUUAAAUGAUGUUGAACAAGAACGUUAUACACGGGAAAAAAAUAAAUUUCGUCGAUAA
Molecule: messenger RNA, 885 nt
Organism: Plasmodium adleri (nom. inval.)
Lineage: Eukaryota; Apicomplexa; Aconoidasida; Haemosporida; Plasmodiidae
Product: Plasmodium exported protein (PHIST), unknown function
Exons: 2
Coding region: 1-885 (294 amino acids)
Biological process (GO): spermidine biosynthetic process
Molecular function (GO): adenosylmethionine decarboxylase activity
Source: RefSeq, a predicted model, not a curated record